Messenger RNA from Lepisosteus oculatus (spotted gar), 11522 nucleotides. RefSeq names its product Rho GTPase activating protein 35a (gene arhgap35a). Gene Ontology annotation, cellular component: cytosol. The record is from RefSeq and is a predicted model, not a curated record. NCBI's taxonomy places the organism in Eukaryota, Metazoa, Chordata, Actinopteri, Semionotiformes, Lepisosteidae. Gene Ontology annotation, biological process: regulation of axonogenesis; Rho protein signal transduction; regulation of cell size. Gene Ontology annotation, molecular function: GTPase activator activity; GTPase activity; GTP binding.
CUGCUGCAGUUGUGUACAUGCGCCACUGGGCGAGUCUCCGCUGUGGCCCAGUCUCUCUCUUUUCUCUCGGAAUAGGAGGAGAGAAAGGGUUUGGGAGAAGGCCGCCAUUAUUGGGAGCUUAAAACCUCUCAAGUCAAAGGCUCGUAUCUGAAAAAACAAGACGAGGGGCAUGCGAUUUCCGGCGACAGAGAACCGAUUUGCAAAUAACAGAAAAAACACUGAAACACAGGAUCCUACUGCAUUUUGAGGGACAACAAAGGAAAAAUUACUAACUCAAAACACAACGUGGUGAACCCUGACGAAGACACUGAAACUGGCCAUUUUUACGCCCCCUCUUCUUUAAAAUAUGAUUUCCUCGUGAAAGAGCUCUUGAGGUGCACAGGGUGGUUUUGUUGUUGCUGCUCUAACGCCCAAGGGGAUCGACCAAAGAAAGGAAAACGUCAAAGUUCCCAAAAUAAAAUGGAUAGCCUGUGAUCCUGCUCCUUGGACGAAGCGAGCAAAGCGAACCGGGAUUUCUGUGGCGAGUCUUCUCCGAUUAAUCUGUCGGACCGGCGGUCCAGGCGCAGAGCACGGCAGCCAGGAAUGCGAUGGGGCAGAUCCAAGCUCACCAACACUGACACCCCCUAGGCUGCUUCCAGUGCUGCAAGAAGACACUGUCGUGGAGAAGCAAUGGGCCACACUAGAGCACUUGCCUGCCUGCACUCCUAGUCCCAGUGGCCUCUUCCCGUUUCCCCCUUAUCCUGCCCACCCUCCCUCCUUCCCUCUUUCCCCUUUUCUGUCCCUCUCACCCAGCCUUCCGUGGGACAGUAAAAUAAACCCCCUGUAAUAGAAUCACAAAGCUAGCUGUGAAACGGAGGAGGUUAAAACAUUUGCGAGGAUUAAAAAGUUGCAUGGAAGCGCAACACGGCCUCCUCUUUAGAGCAUUUGGGCAAGGCAGGAUGAGCGACAGAGCGCGAUGAUGAUGGCAAAAAAGCAAGAUGUCCGGACGCCCACGUACAACUUGGUUGUGGUGGGGCUGUCCGGGACGGAGAAAGAGAAAGGGCAGUGCGGUGUGGGCAAGUCCUGCCUCUGCAACCGCUUUGUCCGUCCCAGCGCCGAUGAUUUCUACCUGGACCACACCUCCGUGCUGAGCACCAGUGACUUCGGGGGAAGGGUGGUCAACAAUGACCACUUCCUGUUUUGGGGGGAAGUGGGUCGACAGAUGGAGGAGGGCCCCGAGUGCCGGAUGCAUGUGGUGGAGCAGACGGAGUUCAUUGAUGACCAGACCUUUCAGCCCCACCGCAGCACUGCCCUGCAGCCCUACAUCAAGAGGGCUGCGGCCACCAAACUGGCCUCGGCAGAGAAGCUGAUGUAUUUCUGUACGGACCAGUUGGGCCUGGAACAGGACUUUGAGCAGAAGCAGAUGCCUGAGGGCAAGCUGCAAGUGGACGGCUUCCUCCUGUGUGUGGAUGUGAGUCGGGGGAUGAACCGCAAUUUUGACGACCAGAUGAAGUUCGUCACCAACCUCUACAACCAGCUGGCCAAGACCAAGAAGCCAGUGGUGCUGGUGCUCACCAAGUGCGAUGAGGGUGUGGAGCGCUACAUCAAGGAUGCGCACACCUUUGCCUUGGCCAAGAAGAAUCUCCAGGUAGUGGAGACCUCAGCUCGCUCCAAUGUCAAUGUGGAUCUGGCUUUUCUCACGCUGGUGCAGCUCAUCGACAAGAGCCGAGGCAAGCCCAAGAUCAUCCCCUACUUCGAGGCACUGAAGCAGCAGAGCCAGCAAAUUGCCUCGGCGAAGGACCGCUAUGAGUGGCUGGUGAGCCGUAUCGUGAAAAACCACAAUGAGACGUGGCCCAACAUCAGCCGAAGGAUGCAGAACUCUACAGAGUACAAAGACUACGUCUACUUGGAAGGCACGAUGAAGGCCAAGAAGCUCUUUCAGCAGCACAUACACAGGCUCAAGCAGGAGCACAUUGAGAGGCGGCGAAAGAUGUACCUGAGCACCCUCCCCCAGGCCCUCAAUACCCUGGUCCCUGAGCUGGACGACAUUGACCACCUCAGCUGGCCCGGGGUUCAGCAGCAACUGAGGACAAAGAGGGACUUCUCCACUUGGUUUGUUGUGCUAGAAGAGACACCCUGGGAGGAAACGUCACACAUCGACAACAUGGAGGACGAGCGAAUCCCCCUGGAUCUUCUGGACACCCCAGCCGCUGAGCAGAUCUACGAAAACCACUUGGAGCACCUGAGAAAUGAGCGCAAGCGGGCGGAGAUGCGGCGACUCUUCAAAGGGAGUCUGAACACAUCCCCAUUCAUCACAGCUGGCAAGCCCUGGGAGGAGGCCCGCAGCUUCAUCAUGAACGAGGAGUUCUACCAGUGGCUGGAGGAGCCAGAGUACCUGGAUAUCUACAGCCGGCACCAGAAGGAGAUCAUUGAGAAAGCCAAGGAGGACUUCCAGGAGCUGCUGCUGGAGUAUUCAGAGCUCUUCUAUGAACUGGAAGUAGAUGCCAAGCCUAGCAAAGAGAAGAUGGGAGCAAUCCAGGAAGUUCUUGGUGAGGAGCAGCGAUUCAAGGCUCUACAAAAGCUCCAGGCAGAGAGGGAUGCUUUGGUCCUCAAGCAUAUUCACUUUGUUUAUCACCCCACCAAGGAGACCUGCCCCAGUGGCACGCAGUGCGUGGACAGCAAAAUCGAGCAGCUCCUGGCUUCCCGGUUUCCCACCCGCUACCCUUUCUUUGAUAGCGGGAACCAAAAAUCCCACUUUGGUGGGGACAGCAAAGUGGACAAAAUCAAUUUGGUCAUCCUGGGCAAGGAUGGACUGGCCCGGGAGCUGGCCAAUGAAAUCAGGGGCCUGUGCACCAAUGAUGACCGGUACGUGCUCGACGGCAAGAUGUACGAGCUCUCACUGAGGCCCAUUGAGGGCAACGUGCGCUUGCCCGUCAACUCCUUCCACACGGCAACCUUCAAGCCACACGGCUGCCUCUGUCUUUACAACUCUAAGGAGUCCCUCUCCUAUGUCAUGGAGAGUAUUGAGAAGGUCCGUGAGUCCACCCUAGGCAGGAAGGAUAACCACUUAGCUCACCUGCCAAUGACACUAAUCCUAAUCACCAAGAGAGGGGUUGGCUCGGUGGGCGACAUCGGGGGGGAGACCACUCACAGCUUGAUUGCCCAGGGUCAGCAAGUGGCCAGCAAGCUACAGUGUGGGUUUUUAGAACCAGCUGCCCCGGGCAUGGGCUAUGGGCGGAGUGUCAAUGAGAAGCAGAUCAAUCAGGUCUUGAAAGGCCUGCUGGACUCGAAAAGGAACAUGAACCUGGGUAGCAGCUCUCCGCCCCUCCACCCGCCACCGAGCGCCAGAGACUCUCACCACCAACAGAACCCAGAAGCUGACAUGCGCAUCGUGAUGUGUGUGAUGUGUGGAGACUCGUACGACGUGGAGCAACUCCUGUCCCCCUUUCUGCAGCCCCAGCAUUGUCGGCCUUCCUCCUUACCAGGCAGUGGGACCUCAGUCCUCCUGGAGCUCUCUGUGGGGUGCCAGCGGCAGAGCAUCGAGCUCCUCAUCCUCUCCUACCACUCCUCCUUCAGCUUGCGCAAGAGCCGGCUGGUGCAUGGCUACAUCACAGUCUACUCCGCGAAGCGCAAGGCGUCCCUAGAAACACUCUGUGCUUUCCUCUGCGAGGUGCAGGACAUCAUUCCCGUACAGCUGCUCGCCGUGGAAGACGAGCUGAGCGACCACGAAAUUGCCAGGGACCAGCUGGCCCAGGGGGAGGAGUUGGCCCACGAGAUUGAGGGGCGCUUUACGAGCGUUGCAUGUGGAGCCGGCGGUGGACAGCACACGAUAGACUUGUUCCAAUCCUUCUUCAAAGAGGUGGUGGAAAAGAAGACCAUUGUGGAAGCCACCCACAUGUACGACAACGUGGCCGAGGCCUGCAGCACCAAUGAGAGCAUGCACUCGCCCCGGGCUGGCUCGCCUAGCCCCAUUACAACCCUGCUGGACUCUGAGGAUGAUGUGGAGCCCUCCCCGCCCUACACCACACUGCGUGAGGACAGCACCCUGUCCUCCUCCCAUAGUGGGUCCAAACUGCCCGAUACAGAGGCCAGUGAUACCUUCUCCGUCAUCUCCGAGAUCAGCGCCUUCGAGAGCAAGCUCAACAACAAGGUGCCUCCUCAGGUCCGGCCUAAGCCCACCGUCAGCUUCGACUUCCGCAAGGUCAGCCUCACCUCCUACAUGGACCCCGGUGCCAACCGCCGCUCGCUGCCUUCUGCCGUGACCUGGACGCCGGGCGGAGACGGGGGCUAUGACCCCAAUGACUACGCGGAGCCCAUUGACGCAGUAGCCAAACCUCGGCCCACUGACGAGGAGAAUAUCUAUUCCGUGCCCCAUGACAGCACACAAGGCAAGAUCAUCACCAUCCGGAAUGCCAACAAGGCGCACUCCAACGGAGGGGGCAACGGCUCGGACAGCGAGGCCGACAGUAGCUCCCUGGAGCGCCGGCGCAAGCUCUCGUCCGUGAGCAUCAAGCCCCGCUUGUACCGCGACCGCUCCAAGCGGCUGGGCAAGUUCAGCAGCUUCCGCACCAGUUUCUCCAUCGGCAGCGACGACGAGCUGGGCGGCCCGCCCAAGUUGAAGUCGGAGGAUGACGGUGGCGUCCUCAAGGGCGACAACUCCAUCAUUGAGAUAGAGGGCGAGGAUCCCAAGAGGAGGAACAUCUUAAGGAGCCUUCGCAGACCUGGCAAGAAAACGAGGCCCAAGCCACGACACUCCAUCUCCAAGCCGCUGGAAAGUAACUAUUUUGGAGUGCCACUGGUCACCGUGGUCUCCCCCGAGCGCCCCAUACCCAUCUUCAUCGACAAGUGCAUCAGAUACAUCGAGGCCACAGGGCUGAGCACUGAAGGCAUCUACCGUGUGAGUGGGAACAAAGCCGAGAUGGAGAGCAUGCAGAGGCAGUUUGAUCAAGACCACAGUCUGGACCUGGCGGAGAAGGACUUCACUGUCAACACAGUGGCUGGAGCCAUGAAGAGCUUCUUCUCCGAGCUGCCAGAGCCGCUGGUUCCCUACAGCAUGCAGCUGGAGCUGGUGGAGGCCUAUAAAAUCAACGAACGGGAGCAGAGGCUGCAAGCCAUGAAGGACAUCCUGCGCAGGUUCCCUCGGGAGAACUACGAUGUCUUCAAAUAUGUCAUCUGUCACUUGAACAAGGUGAGCCAGAACAACAGGGUGAACCUGAUGACCAGCGAGAACCUGUCCAUCUGCUUCUGGCCCACGCUGAUGCGGCCCGACUUCACCACCAUGGACGCUCUGACCGCCACGCGCACCUACCAGACAAUCAUCGAGACCUUCAUCCACCAGUGUGCUUUCUUCUUCUACAAUCAGCCCCUCGUGGACACGCCCAGCGGCCUCCCCGCCUCGCCCACCACCCUGAUCGGAGCCUCCAGCUACUCCUGCUACACUCCCGUGCCCCCGCCGCUCCCCUCCUCCUCCUCCCCGGGGGCGCCCCAGCAGUCCCCGCCCCACUCGCCGCCGCCCACCCCGCAGUCGCCGCUGCUGCCCCUCCUGCCCCCUCAGCACGUGUCGGCCGAGCAGCACACGCUCUGAGGCUCACGGCCCGCCACGGCGCCCGGCGGCCAGCGGCCAGCGGCCAGCGGCCAGCGGGGAGAGGCCUGGAGCGAGCGCAGGAGCCCCAGCGGCGGCUCCCGGUCAGCGGGGCUCUGUUUGCUUCCUCCCGACCUUGAAUCCCCCUUUCCCUGCUUCCCUGCCCGCGGAGGAGGACCCACACAGACACUGCCUCCCGGAGCUCCCCUCUCCUGUGCAUAUCCCGGGGGCAGGAGGGCGCGGCGCCGAGCUGCCGGUGAGUGGAGUUGUUCACCAGAACUUUCGGACAGUUGGGACCCGUGGGUGCUGGAGUCGGGAAGCCACCCCCACCCUGCCAGCGCCCCUCACCUGUCCCGGCAGCUCCGGGCCGCAGGGCGUGUGUGAUCUCGGGGGGAGCGUGUCAGGGCGUGAUUAGAGUCUUUUUCAUUCAUCCUGGGAGUCCCCUGCCCCUCCCUCCGGAGCAGAACAAAACUCUCCAAAUCCUUCUUCCGCCCAAACCAAACCCGACUGGGGCAGAGCGAGCCCGAGCUGGAUUCCUCCCCCCGGGAGCCCUGCUCAUCUCCACGGGCCGGACACACCAAGCCGAUUUGUCCCUGGUGUUGAUUAAUUUAUUUCGGUUUUUUCCUCACCGGGCCUUUGGACUCGGUGUGUGGAUCCAGCAGCGCAGUGCUGUCCCGGCGAUCGCUGCUCAGGACUGUGCAUCAGCAGCGUGGCGUCGGGACGUCCCGAGAGUGUGCGGGACCGGAUCGACUGGUUUCCUCGCCCUGUGCGGCCUGCGGCUGCAGCGGGGAUCUCCCAGGGGGAGGGUGCCCGUCAGUGGGCACAGCGCAUGGACAUUGUGACCGGGGGGAGUGUUUCUUCGGGGGCUGUUGUCACUUAUCACUUCCUGAACACGCGUCUCGUUGGCCGUGCCGCUUCGCCCCCGCGGCGCUGCCCACAGAGCUGAUGGCGACAUGCCUGUAGCGGGACGUUGGCAGGGGAGAAUGAUUGAGCAGUCGGGGCGCUCGGAGUGAAACAGGCCUCCUGGCAAAGCGCCAUCAGCCGAGUGGGAACGGCAGGCUGGUUUGACGGCAUUCCUGCUCCGGUGUGGCCUGGCGCCCCGCACUGCCGCAGUGAGGCGGUCUGAUCGGCUCUGGAUCCAACUGAGACGCCAGGGCCUCUGUGUCAGAGAGAGGACCCGUUCUGCCUCAAGGCUGAUCUCCCCUUUAAAACCAUCUGUUUUUGUCCCCUUAUACCAUCAUGGACUACCGUUUCCAUUUUUGUUCAGUACGUAUGUAUAUUACUUGGAGGUACAAAUGAAACAAGGUUCCGUCUGAGCGCGACUGGGGAGCGUGAGCUUCCUGGAGUCCUGGCGCUGCACACCCCCGCAACCCUUCUUAGUAUUUUAGGAGAUUUCAGGAUGUGCAGCGUGGUAGAAGUAAGGCAUGAUGGGAAGAGCCUCCCAAUACAGGCUGUCAGAACGCCUCUCCCUGUCCUGGACGUCAGCCUGGGUUUCUGGACUUUGGGGAAUUGUGCAAGGGAUUGUGGGCCAGAGGCUUGGAGCAGGCCUUCUCCCCUCUGCUGUGCAGCUGCAGGCGCUCCGGGCUGCUGGCUGUUCCGUACGGAGACUGAAACAAGUCGGCACCUUGAGCGGGCUGAGUCAGGCCUGUUUCAGUGGGCUGAGUGCAUUUGCAUACAAGACUGGGGGAAGGUAAAGCUUUCGUUUCGUCUUUUCUACAGCCAGCGGCUCUGGAGAGCGGCGGUGGAUUAGACUGCUGUGCUGGGAGCGCGGCAGGGCUGCGUCCGGGUGCGAUCGCCUUGAUCGAGGGAUUGGUGGGGAGUGAGGAGGGAGAGCAGCAGAGCGAGCAGGAGGGUGUGUGCGCACGUGUGUCAGUGUAGGAAACAGAUUUACUUUGGGAACAAGCUCUUCUUGGUGCUGUUGAAGAAUGCUGGAGCCCUGCCAGCAGCUGCACUGCAGCAACAAUCAGAAGAGCCUCCGCCUGUGCCAGUCCCCUGGGAGAGACCCUGGCGGGGAGUCCAGCAGCUGGGUGCUCAGACGUGAGGAGAGGCUGUGCAUGAAAGGGCGUGGAGUUAGACGCAACAUGAGCGAUACGUAUGACCUGCUCGCCCCAAACCCGGCUUUUCAGACUUUAUUCUCAAGGUUCGGAUCUGUUUGUCUGGAAAACCGUCCGUGUCUGCUUCAUCAGUUAAGGAGGAUGCAGUGAGGUUGAUAAUUAAUCUGAACAAACAGUGUGAUGAGAGCAUAGGUCAGGUUGUUUUGUGUUCUUUGCCAGUACAUUCUGCACAAGAAGCUGCAGCUGGUAAAACCCAAGAUGGAUCAGAAUGCUGUGUCUGCUCGGCCCUGCGCUUGGGUUAGUCUGCCAGGCUGCUGUUCUCUGCUGCUCAUCUCUCUGCCUUGCUGGUGCUCCGUAUUGCUCACAGGAGGCCUCUCCAGCUGACGCUUCAGUCCACUAAUCCGCUGCAGAAGUGCGGUUAGGAAGCACUCUGGAUGUUUUCCAUAGACUGUUACCGGUUUAAUAAUUAAGGCUGCAGCCAGAGUCCUGUAAGGGUAUCGAUCAGACGUGACCUGUUGAGAUGCAUGCUUUCUAGAACAGUCUAAGUAAGGGGAUACUGUUGCAUUUGAUCUUUAAGAGCAGGCCAGUUAAAAUGCGGGGGCUGCCAAAAAGCUUUCCUGCCAUUCCUGUGAAUCAAUUUUGCCGUGUCACAACCUUCUCCUUUUCAUUGGUGUUGCGUCUGAGCUGUUGAUACACACAGAAAGUCCCGGUCAGGGCUCCGGAGUCGCUGGCCGGCUGUAGGUUCAGGGUACGCCACUCAGGUGUGCAGAUGUGAGUUGUCAGCCAAAAUGAACAAGUUAAUAUCGGCACUGGGUUCAGGGAGGAGGAUCAGGAUGUUUGGAAUAAGCUGGAGUUGCAGCGGUAGAGCGCUGGGUAGCAGAGGGCUGACUCUGCGUGCCGUUUCAGACUGGAAUAUGGAAAGCCGGGGAAUAUGUGCCGUUACACAGCUCUGGGGAAGACUGGGGACAGGCAGCUGGACUGACACUGCGAGGCUGCAGCGCCCCCCCUCUGCUGGGGGUGGAACAGGCCCACCUGUCCCUGCUGGAGCUUCUCUGGUUUGGGAAUCCUGGCUCUUGGGGGAGAGACUCCGUGCCGAUGCCGGGCGCUGCCCAGUGCGGUCCAGUUCCCAGUCGAGUCCCAGACAGCUGUAGCAGCAGUAGCUGUUCCCCGCUUGUGUAAGUGACAUGAUCAACAGCAGCCCGGCUCUUCCCCGGACCCGUCUCUCAGAGCCCAGCACGGCCGGACACGCAGCCGUUACCCUGUUCUCGACGUGCUGCUGGAAGACUGUCGUGUCUGUUGCCGCAGUUGCACUCAGUUUGACUUUUUUACCAGGUAACGUUUUUGUGCUGCAGAAGUGUUUUCCUUUGGAUUUGAGGAGCUUUCGAUUCAUCACAUCAAACACUUUUUCACUGACUGGGACUACAGUUGCUGACUCAUAAAUCUCUUCCAAUUUCCAACCUCUCUUUGGAUCCUGUGGGUGUUCAAGACUUGUUUGGAAACAGAGGCUAAGAGGAAAUUGCACAGCUAUACUAAGGCAGUGGAGUCUGAAGAGUGACUUUCUUCCUGUCACAGGGUGAGGGAGGAAGAUUGUGUCAGUGGGGAGAGACAUGGUGCAGGGGAGUAGGUAGAGCAUAUCAAGUGAGGGCAGUGCAAUCACUGCUGGUGUUCUCUGCCUCAUUCAGGAGGCCUGGUGCAUUGCUAAGGCUGGUCAGAGAGCUCUGCUGCCACCUAGAGAGUGUGGUCUGUCCUGCAGCCAAAGGCAGGCUGUUGGCCUCAGCUUGGCGUGGCUGAGAAACAGCUGUUAUCUGCAGUGUCUGAGCCUGCAGGGGGCUUGGAAUAGGGUGAGACAUAGUGUCAGGGGGGCUUUGAGUGUUGUUUUGUACUGGGAAGUAUGACUAAAACGGUCACGGAAUAUGAGCCAGAUAUGAGAAUUAUUACUGCACUUUCACACAUUUUCCUAGUUAUUUUUUCUGCAUUAGCUUGUAAGCCUUUUUGAAGUAUAUAAUACAAAUGUAAUUUUGAAUGUCUAAGGUUCUGAAGGCUGCUCUGUCUGAGAGGUCCCAGUCCUUUCUGAACCCAUGCAGGUUUGUGGGAGGUGUAUUGGACAGCAGGAUCUCUUGUGUCAGUGUUUGCUGUUCGACCUGGUAUGUAUUUGCUCUUGCUGAGGCUGAGCAUCCCAGGAAAAUGCUGUGUUACAGGGGGAACUCUCUCACCCUCAUCCUUGCCCUUGGCAGUUUUCCAUUUGUUUCUCCUAUACUGAUCUGGGGUUCCACAGUGUUGGAUGCUGAAGAGCUAGUUCCCAUUUUCAGCCCUGAGUGUAACAUGAUUGCAUCCCUUGUGCUCAACACAUGCGGGCAGGAGGUGAGAAUCCCCCAGCUAGCCCUGGCGCUACGUGAUGCGCUGCGUGAGAGCUGAGCCCAGCACUAGCCCUUCUGAACCGCACGCAGUCCAGCACAGCACUGAGGGGCAGGGAGGGGGCUUCCGGUGGGCUUUCUAAACAGCUUCAGCUGUGCACCCAGCGCACCGGUCAGACAGUCAUUUCAGCACUGCUCUGGUACAUGGAUGAAAACACGGAUCGAUCGAUGUCUGCUUCUGAAUCCUGGGAGCUGAAGCCGAUACAACGCUGCACAGCUCACAGCUGGCAGAGCUGCUUCUUCUGAAGCAGAAACAGUCAUCAGGUCAGCAGUCAGCAGUGUUUAAAGAAAGGGUCACGCAGGGCAGGAUCAUGUUCCUGGCCUGUGAAAUGCAGAGUUUGGUGUAGUUCUCGGUCUCCAGUGGGGUGUAGAAUUCCAGGAACCAGGAAGGUGGGAUGAGUAUGUUUUGGGAUGGCUGAAUCUGUGAGCAGUCUUGCAGAUGGGGUAGGGCUGAAGGGGAGCUGCAGGGAUCAGGUCUUUGCUGGAAACGGGUGUGUUCUGCGCUUGGAGCUGCGAUGAUCCAGGAGAUGGAAGCUCUGUCUUGGCAGGGGCCUGCUGUGUCUGUCUCCUGCUUGAGCACGGAGCAGCUGAGGAGUGGGCCGGGCCGGGCCGGGCCGGGCAGGGGGUGGGCGCGUGUGUAGAAGUACCACUUGGCUCUGUGGGCUCUGAAACGAGAGGUGCAUUUGUGUGUCCAGCCUCCCGGCCGGCUCAGGGCUGCGGGCUAGCCUGCCUGUUCACUGUGUGCUGUAACCUGCGAGACUCCUCUCGCCUCUCACUCGAAGACGUGGUCUGUAAUUAAAAUGUUGAAAUGACACCAAAUCCAUGUUGUCUGUCAUGCAGGCCUUUGCCUGGGGAGGGGGGCUGAGGAAGGCAGUGUCUCCUGCACCCAGUCUGCACCUCUGGUACUUGUACUGUCGUCCUCCGGGGCGGCGCCCUCCGUGUGUCAUUGACAAACACUACAGCUGGCUUCCAGCACAGGUGACCAGGAAACCCAGCCUGGAUUACAAUGUGAUCACGGUUCAGCGGUCUCUGUGGUGGCAUCCAUUUUUGUUCUUCAUUUUUGCCACAAUGGUGACAGACUGUCUGUUAAGUUAAGUGAAACAAGCAAAAUAUAUUAAAAAUGGCUGUUUAUUUGUAUGUUAGGGGUCUAACAAUCUGCCCUUUAGUCAUUGGUGAUAGAAGACAUUUCUUUUUAUGUUUUAUUUUAAUAAUUAAAAAAGACCAUUUUUUAACAGUUUUGUGAAUGGUGUCCAGGCCAGUUCAGUAAUAGUGCAUGAUUAAGUACAGUGCCAGGGAGAGGGAAAGCCACUCUCAGUAUUCAAAAAAAGUAAAAAAAAAUAAAAUGACAAAAAAAUGAAGUAAAAUGCAACAAAACAAAAAAAAUCAUGUUAUUAUUUGCUAAAAGUAUCGUAAUUUGUCUCAAUGGGAGUAUGGUGUAAAAACAUUAAGGCCUUACGUGACAUGUAUAAUAGUUAAUAAAUCAAAUCUUGUACA